UCUCCUCAGUCCUGUGACACCGAAAUCUGCAACUCUUACCCAUGACAGGAAGCUUCAACCACCCAACCCUCCUUCCCGUUUUACUUGUAGGAAGCCAGGGCCAUUCACUGUGCUAUGCUGUGGAUAGUGCUACUGCUCUUGCUGUGUACAGACUCCCUGGUUCAGGAUUUAGAAUUCCAGCUGGUGGCGCCCAAGUCGGUGACAGUAGAGGAGGCCUUGUGUGUUCAUGUGCCCUGCAGUGUUUCUUACCCCUCCAUUAGGCCCACUUUUGGACCUGUCACUGGCUAUUGGCUUCUGAAAGGGGCCAGUCCCCAUGAAGAUUCUCCAGUGGCCACAAAUGACCCCAGACAACUAGUGCAGAAGGCAACACAGGGCCGAUUCCAACUCCUUGGAGACCCACAGAAACAUGACUGUUCCCUGCUCAUCAGAGAUGCACAGAAAAAUGACACAGGAGUGUACUUCUUCAGAGUGGUUAGAGAACCUUUUGUGAGAUAUUCCUACAGAGCAAAUCAGCUGUCGCUGCAUGUGACCCCUCUAUCACGGACUCCUGACAUCAUAAUCCCGGGAACCCUGAGAGCUGGCCAUCCUAGCAAUCUGACCUGCUCUGUGCCUUGGGCCUGUGAGCAGGGGACACCCCCUACCUUCUCCUGGAUGUCAGAUGCCCUCACCUCCUUGAGUUCCAGAACCACAAACUCCUCAGUGCUGACCCUCACACCUCGGCCCCAGGACCAUGGUACCAAACUCACCUGUCUGGUGACCUUCUCUGGAGCAGGCAUCACUGUGGAAAGAACCAUCCGCCUCAAUGUUACCUGGAAAUCAGACCAGAUGAGAAUGGUGGUCCUGGUGGCUGUCGGGGAGGCAGCAGUCAAGCUCCUGAUUCUUGGGCUCUGUCUCACACUUCUCAGUGUGGUGAUCUGCAGAAGGAGGGCAACAAAGCUGUCGGUGCACAUGAACUGUGAAAAUCCCUACCAAGAAAUGAUGCACAAGCUGCAGCAAGCGAUCCCAUUUUAUAAUCACUGCCCACCUCCAACAGCAUCUGAUGCUGUGGCUCCAGGAUGUUCCAUGCGCCUGUCUGCGAGUGGCACCUCAUGCCCUGACUCCAUGCUGAGAAUUCAAGACCCUUGCGGAAGGACUUACCUUAGGAACAGAGCAGUAUCUGAACUAAGAUUCCCCUGGAUUUCAUGGGGGUGAAGCCUCAGGAGUUCUCAGAGAUCUAAGUUCACCAAGCUUUGCUCUUGUGUAAAGCACCCGUGUCCUCUAUGGCUCCCUGCAGAUAAUUCCUGGAUCCCGCUGAUCCCGAGACAAUGGGUUACGCUGCUGUGUGUGAGUCUCACACUCUGUUGGCCAUGUCUGACUUGACAAUAAGAGACCUGGGACUGAGUCUGUGUUUCUUAAUUCACAUCAUCAGAGUCGUUCCCUCUAUUUUUGGUUUUUGUACUCAGUAUAAUGGACUCCUGCCUUCUCCUCCUGCCUCACCUCUCU
Molecule: messenger RNA, 1482 nt
Organism: Rattus rattus (black rat)
Lineage: Eukaryota; Metazoa; Chordata; Mammalia; Rodentia; Muridae
Product: myeloid cell surface antigen CD33-like
Biological process (GO): cell adhesion
Cellular component (GO): plasma membrane
Molecular function (GO): sialic acid binding
Source: RefSeq, a predicted model, not a curated record